Molecule: messenger RNA, 4448 nt
Organism: Limanda limanda (common dab)
Lineage: Eukaryota; Metazoa; Chordata; Actinopteri; Pleuronectiformes; Pleuronectidae
Product: E3 ubiquitin/ISG15 ligase TRIM25-like
Exons: 9
Coding region: 30-1847 (605 amino acids)
Molecular function (GO): protein binding
Source: RefSeq, a predicted model, not a curated record
AGGUCUCGGACCCGGAGUAGGAGGCGGACAUGGCCCGGGCCAACAUCUCGGUGACGGAGAGCCAGUUCCGGUGCCCCAUCUGCCUGGAGCUGCUGCGGGAGCCGGUGUCCAUCCCCUGCGGACACACCUACUGCAUGGCGUGCGUCAGCAGCUACUGGGACCAGGACUCCAGCCCGCUGCGGUGCCCUCAGUGCCGGGAGAGCUUCAGCCCGCGGCCGGUGCUCCGGAGGAACACGGUGCUCGCCGAGCUGGUGGAGCGGCUGCAGCUCAGCGAGCUGGUGGCGGCUCCGCAGCUCUACGUGGCCGGGCCCGGGGAGGUGCCGUGCGACUUCUGCCCGGCGGAGGGCAGGCUGCGGGCGGACAAGUCCUGCCUGGUGUGCCUGGCGUCCUUCUGCGAGCUGCACGUCCUGCCGCACCGGGAGGUCGGCCCCCUGCGGCGCCACAAGCUGGUGCCGGCGCUGGAGAGCCCGGCGGGCCGGCUGUGCGCCCAGCACCGGCUCGGCCUGGAGCCCGCGGGCAGCGAGGCGGAGUGGAGCGGGGACUGCCUGCUGUGCGAGGCCGACCAGGAGGAUCUGCCCGAGGGGGACGCGCAGAGAACCAGGAGACAGCUCCAGCUCCAGGAGUCUCAGCGGAUGUUUCAGGGGAGGAUUCGGAUCGGAGAGCGAGACAUAGAAGAGUUUCAACAGAGCUUAGAGUCCCUGAAGGUGUCAGCGGCGUCGGUUCUGGAGGACGGUGACGCUCUGUUUGCUGACAUGUCCGCUCGUCUGGAGAAAACUAAAGCCGAGGUUCGAGCGCGGCUGGAGGCCAAGGAGCGAGCGGUGGUGGGGCGGGCGGAGCGCGACAUCGAGAUGCUGGAGAAAGACGUGGAGGAGCUGAGGAGGAGAGACGAGGAGAUCAGUCAGCUGCUGCAAACAGACGACAACACACACUUCCUGCAGGCGGCUCCUCUGCUGUGCGGCCCGCUGGCCACGGGUCGGCCCUCCAGAGCCCCCAGCCUGCCCACUGAGGCCUUCAGCAGCGCCCGCAGAGCGCUGGGACACCUCCGCAGCCGGAUGGAGGAGGUCUGCAGGGAGGAGGUGGACAAGAUCAACCGCGCAGUCAAUGAGAACUACGUGUCUGGUGGAGAGUGUGUAAAAGGUGGCAGAAAUCAGUGUGCGGAGAACACCAAACCUCAGCACAUGCAACUACCUGCAGGUCAACAUGCCACCACAAGGGCAGUGCCCGUGUCAUUCCCUCUGUCCUCUUUGUCUCUGCAGCCGGCUGAUCAGAGGAUGAGGGCAGCUUUCCUCAGGUUUUCGUGUCGUCUGUCGUUGGAUCCAGACACGGCCCACCCGACUCUGAUUCUCCUGGAGGGGCCCCAGGGGGCCCACUGUGGCGAGGAGCCCCAGUCCUACCCCCCCCACCCGCAGCGCUUCGAUUCAGUGGCUCAGGUCCUGUGCAGGGAAGGCCAAUUUAAUGGUGCCAGUUACUGGGAGGUGGAGUGGAGGGGUGGGGGGUGGAUUGACAUCGGCGUCACUUAUCGAGGAAUCGGACGCAAAGGUGGCGGGAAGCCCUGCCUCUUGGGGCGCAACGAGAACUCCUGGCGGCUGAGGUGUACUCACGCCGGAUAUGCCGCCUGGCACGACAACCGUAAGACCACGGUGGCGGCGCCGCCCUGCCCCAGGAUUGGCGUGUUCCUGGAACGCCAGAAAGGAGUGUUAUCCUUCUACAGCGUGUCGGACACAGUGGUGCUGCUGUACACGUUUCGCUGCCUGUUCUCACAGCCGCUGUACCCGGCCUUCCGCCUGGACCUGGACUCCACCCUGCUCAUCUGCCCUCAUGAGCGAGGCAACGGAAACGUCACCUAGCGCUCCCUCCUCCUCAUCCAGGAGCCUUCACUUAUAGGGACUCCUACAGAAAAGGGCUCUUCACUCUGCUUAGGGAUAUUACUAAAACCUGAGGGUUGGUGAAGUGGUAACAACAUCAAGAAGAAGUAUCACAGUCAGGAAUGAGACUUUCAUUCUCAUUUCUGUGUCUUCUGGUAAAAACAGAUUUUUCUUUGAUUGCAAAAUAUUCUUCUGUUGGAUGAGUUGAGCUGAGCUGUGAACACUGUAGCUGAUCUUUCACAAUAUGCCUUUUUAUCAUCGUACGUAAUGACCUGUCCCUGCAUAGAUCUUACAAAGGCUCAUUUAAGUUAAGGUGUCCCUGGAAGCCGUGAAAUUGUGACAUUAGCUGUGUCCCAUUUCAGAGGCCACAUCCUUUCUGCAUCUGAAGACUGAUCACAUCACAGCAGUGCAACUCGAUUGUCCCAUUUCGAAUACUCCUUCAAACUAGGAUGAUAAGUGCGUCCUACCAGUCCCAAACGAUGAGGGAUCCAAUGAGUGGAUCCUUCUUGGGUCCGUCCAUCCAAGGAGUCUUUGCACAAGUUAGCAGUGCUGGUGGCCAGACCGCAGUUAUUCUAAAGCCAACGACGAAACCAUGACACGGAGACAAGCUGAUAAUGCAAAUAGGGAACUAAACCGUCAAAUUUUUGGUUCGGCCUGCGUGGUCUGUUUGGUCCACAAAGGCCUUCAAGUCCUUGAAGGAUGUGGCUGCUGAAUUGGGACAAAGCUAGUGAGGAGAUAGGUGAGAUAUCUGAACCCUGAAACUGAAACACCUUAUUGUCAACCAGCCAUCAUCUGCUGUACUAUUUAUAUCCUGUCUUAUCCAACUGGGACAUCUCCUGAGUAAGAGGCCUGAAAAGGUGCAUCACAUCCACUUAAGUGGUUUACUACUUAAAAGUAUUCCCCCCUAUUUUUUUUUACACUGUCUUUUCAUUGUGGUAAAAGAAACAAGCUGUAUUUAUGGAUAAUAUUUUCCAUCAUGUUUUUUAUUUAACCCAGUAAAACCACUGAGAGUUGAAUACCCACAGAGAGAGAUUUGACAUAUGGGGAACCUCACGAAUAAAAAGUGGCUACGCUAACAUACACUAAUGGUGGCUUCAGAUUUACAGUGGAAUCUUGAGAGUGGUUUAGAUCUUUUUUUAUCUAAAACUCAGCGAGGAACCGAAGAAGCAUAAAAAACAAAUUGUUCCUUUCGAGGCACAUUUACAUUGCAGAUCUUCAUUCGCAAUUUCUGUACAGCAAGUAAGCGACAGCUAGCAGCUGGUUAGCUUAGCACCAAGGCUGGAGGGAAACUUCAUCUCGCCAGGCUCUGUCCAAGGAUAAGAAAAACCUAGAUUUCACUUUAGCUUCAACACUGAAAGUCAGUUAGCAAGACGUGCUGGUAGCUUUUCAUGUUGGCUUAAAUUGUCGAGAGUGGUGAGGGGCUGUUCAGCUGCAACCGGACACUUCACCACUAGAUGUCCCUAAAUUCUACGCACUAAACCUUUAAUUCAAAAGAUUAUUUUAUGAUACGUUAACAUUGCAGGUCUUUAUUACCAAAUUCAGAUUUCUGAUAAUGUUUUAUAUUGUCUCCAUUUUGCUAAUGCUGGUGCAACAGAAGCCAUUACACUUUGGUCAUAAAUUUGAUCUAUGGUAAAUGAUUUAAAAUUUAAUUAUCAUUUCAAAACCGGUGAAGACAUUUACUGCAUGACUCCAAAGUGAAUCCUGUCACGUUUAAAUCUCGUAUCCAAUCACGUUUGAUUCUGUUAUCUUAUUUUUAUUUAUUCAUCUAUAAAUAAUAAAUAGUAAUUUGGGGAAAUAAGUGACAUACUGCAAAUGGAAUCUGUUGUCACAUUGUCAAUACAACAUCAGGUGGCUUUUAAAUGUCAGGAAACCUAUCAGAACAAGAACUUGAACAUUUUAAAUCUGCAACGGUUUCUUUGAAUGUAGCAUCACAACAGACAGGGAUGCACUUGCAGAGCUAAUUAUAAGUUGAGUGCAAGAGUGAGCUUGUCUUCUGUCUGAAUGGAUGUCAUGUCCUCUGGCCACAGCUCUUCUUGGGUUUUUUCAUCAGCUCUUUCUAUUUGAAUCUGUUCCAGAGGAUUGUGAUGAUUUGACCGAGCACUGUGUGACGCCUUUAUGUCGUGAAUUAUAAAAAUGACAACACAACAUGAUUAUUCCAGUUACAUCAAACCUAUUAACACUAUAUGCAUUUAUUGAAGGCAUGUUCAAAAACAGACCUGCUGUGUUAAACAGUUUACUACAGCAAAUGUCAAAAUGUAUUACAGUAAUGCUACACAAGCAGGUGUAGAGAAUUCUGUUAAUGAAUUUGCCGACCUCACUAUAUCUGGCAGGUCAGUUACGCAAAGAAGAAAAGAAGAUAAUUUUUUUGCCACGAAGUGCAUUAUUCUACAAGCUGAAUGACUGUACCAUUAACUGAGGUGUCCACUAUUUAACUUUCUAUCUCCUUGUAGCAUUUUCACCUCCUGUUUACUCACUGUGCUGUUGUUCUUUAACGUGACUGUAAAAUAUGUUUUAUUCGUCUGACUGUCGCUUUUUCCAAGAUGAGUUCAUUCAACUUUUGCAAUAAACCGAUCCAGGUCUGAA